UGCAGUGGGUUGUGCGUUUUUUCCAAGACACACCUCAGAUUAUGACUGUGUGUGUGAGUGUGUGUGAGUGUGUGUUUAUGUGUGUGAGAGAGCGAGACACGGACUUGUUCAGACACGGUGAAGGUGUGGCUGCAGCAGAAGCGGUCCAUGUGUAUUUCUUGUGACAGGAGCAGAAACUUUUCCUGCAGUGUGUGUGUCUCUGUGUGUGUGUCUGUGUGUGUGUGUGUGUGUGUCUUUGUGGGUUUAAUGCGAGCGGGCAGGUUGCUGUAGCUGCUGUUUUUGUUCCAGUUGUGUGUCUGGAGCACAGCAGAGAGCAGCCCUGAGGCUCUGAGGCGCGGUGUGACAAAAGCAGGAUCCUCUCAGGUUGGAUUAAUUUUUUUUGUUUGUUUUUUUUUGUUACUUCUGUGGAUCUGAAAUCUGCUCCGUUGGAUUCCUGAGAGGUCAGCGCGUGCAUAUGUUCCUGUUGUACAGGAAGUGAACGAGCUGGCAUGGAGAGAGUUUAACACCUGCAGGACGAAACAGGUAAACACACACUGGAGCAAUCAUGAGGAGGUUCAGCUCUGAGGGCUCCCUCCUUGAUCUGGACUUUCUCCCGUGGAAGAAGGUGGCCCUGAAAAACCCGGAUCAUGAGAGGACGCGUGACUUUGGCACCUACACGCCUCACCUGGAGGAGGACGAGCUGGAUGGGGGGAGUGGCAGGGACACCCCGACCAUCCUGGAGCCUGUUGGGGCGCAUGAAGCGGGGAGGGGGGAGCUGAGGAAGGAGCACAGUGUGAGCGUGGAGGAGCUGAGCGAGUUACAUAAACAGAGCCACCUGCGGGUGAUGAGUGAGGGCUGCAGGGCGUACAGUGACGGACAGCUCGCCCCCGACAACCAGGGGAGCACAGAGAGCAUGGGGGGGGAACACCCGCCUCACCCGUCUUCCUCUUCUUCUUCCUCCACACACGGACACCGCCGAGCCAAACUAUCUGCAGCCAAACUUCACCUGAAGAGUCUGUUUGGACCGAGUCCUCACUCCUCAAACUCCAACCUGUUCAACCCAGAACACAAAGACAGCGUGGUGGAGCGGCGGUCUCGGCUGCAAUUCAUGCACCAGUGGUCUCAGGUGGGACACACUAAGAAGAGGAAGGUGUGCAUGGAGGAACUGGAGAAGUGGGCGGAGUCUCUGAACGCCCUGCUGGCCAGUCAGACCGGUGUCCAGGUGUUCAAGGCGUUCCUGCGCUCAGAGUUCAGCGAGGAGAACCUUCAGUUCUAUCUGGCCUGUGAACAGUACAAACAGUCGUCCAACAACUUCAGCAUGCAGCGGAGGGCACGAGACAUCAUCAGCACCUACAUCCAGCCCGGGGCACCCAGAGAGGUGAACCUGGACAGUAAGACCCGGGAGCUGACCCUCCAGCUGCUGCAGGCCCCCUCCCACACCUCGUUGUCCCGCGCUCAGGCACGGAUCUACACCCUGUUGGACUUGGACUGUUACCCCCGCUUCCUUCAGUCCAACAUGUACCUGUCCCUGCGGCACCCAGAUGACUAACACACCUGGACUCUGGAGGAGGUGUGGCUAAAGAGACUUCUCCCUGAGGAUUAAUCCCACCUUUAAAAAAAACAAAUGUGAUCAUCUCCUUGGAGAUUAAAUUCUUCAUGAUCGUGUUUGCUUGUUUAACACAGAACAGCUGCAGAGGUGAAUUUUCCUGUCUGUCUGAAACUCUGCUGCUCCUUUAAUCAUUAACCCCCCCGUCACCUUUGAGCUUUAACGCUUCAUUAACCCGACUUACAACGUCAGGGUUACGUCUGAGCUUCUGCUGACUCCAAAAAAACAAGUCGAUCCUGUAAAAGUUGAAUUUCACGGUGAGGAGGAGGAAACCUGAGCUCAGUGAACUUUCUGUCUCCGUCUGUGUCCUGAAGAGGGUCAAACAAAGACUGAGUGUGUGUGAACACUUCACCUUCAGACACACACCUGUUCAACAGGUAGAGAACGCCUCCUUCAGCGUUCGUCUUUCUCUAUCUCUGAAACAGAACAUGAGCGUGUUUGAGUUUUUAAGAGGAACAAUAAAACAUGUUUUUUUUUUGUUUUUUUUUAUCUCAUGAGUCUGAGUGUUCACUGUUUCAGGUGAGAUCGGUCUGGGCUGCAGGCAGGUUAAUCCGAGGACGCACCCGUACCUGCAAAGGAUGCUGGGACAUGAAGAGGUGGAGUCGGAAGUAGGUGGAGCUAAGAGACAAUACAGCGGCAUUAAACUCCAAACCUCCAAAAACCCUGUUGUUGUAGAUGAAGAGUGAAAUAUAAUCUGUGCUCAGACACGGGACAGAUCAGAACAAAUCUGAUAUUUUGAAAAAUAAACAUUCCUGAUGAUAAAGCAGCACAGGUCACGGGAACGCUUUAAACAUGGAUCAAGUUUUUAUCCUCAACAUGAACAGACUCAGUCCACACUGCAUACUGUUUCACUUUUAUUUUAAAAUAAACCAAGAAAUGUU
Molecule: messenger RNA, 2466 nt
Organism: Labrus bergylta (ballan wrasse)
Lineage: Eukaryota; Metazoa; Chordata; Actinopteri; Labriformes; Labridae
Source: RefSeq, a predicted model, not a curated record